UAAACUAAACUUUACUGAUAACCUCUUUUCAAAACGCAACAUAUUUUUUAUUUGCCACUAGUAGUUAUGCAGUAUAUUUAACUAGCCUCAAAGUCUAAGACAGAGUACCUAAUUAAUUAUGUUUAUGAACUACAGAAUGCAGACAAUGGCCAGAAGUGUGGUAUGGUCCAGAGUGCGACUCCUGGAUGCAGAAACAGCAAAUGCUAUCCUGGAUUGUGUUUGGAAACUUUGGAAAGUGUUUGGAAAUAUGAUUUGGAAAUCAUAUUCUGGAAACUUUAACUCAACUGCAAGUCCCCCAGGCUUACAGUGUUCCAUUGGUGAGGGGUCUACCUGGUCGUCCACAAUAUUCCAUUACACAGGAACAGUUGCAGUUUCUGCUGGAAUAUAAUUUUUCAACAAAACAGAUGGCAGAAAUCUUGGGAGUGUCCAAACGAACAGUAAAGCGACGUUUAAGGAAAUUCAACAUUUCACUUAGAGACAGAUACACCAAUCUAUCAGACUCUGAUCUUGAUAACCUAGUCAGAGAACUAGUUGGAGGCAAUGAUGAGCUUGGGGCAGAAGCAGUGAGAGCGCGUCUGGCAGGUCAGGGGAUUGUAGUGCAGCGGCACAGAGUGAGACAAAGUUUAAUCAGGACCAAUCCAAUGGGAGCAGCCCAGAGGGUCACCAAGCGAAGACUACACAGAAGAAUCUAUAAAGUUGCAGGCCCAAACUCAUUAUGGCACUUGGAUGGCAAUCACAAGUUAAUCAGGUGGCGAAUUGUCAUACACGGUGGAAUUGAUGGCUACAGCAGACUUGUUGUUUUCUUGAAGGCUUCUGACAACAAUCAGAGCAACACUGUUUUUGAUAAUUUUGUAGAGGCCAUUGGUAAACACGGACUACCUUCAAGAGUCCGCUGUGAUUUUGGAGGGGAGAAUAAUGCAGUCUGUCUUUUCAUGAACGUUUUUAGGGGCUCAAACAGAGGAAGUGCUCUGAGAGGAAGGAGCACGCACAAUCACAGGAUUGAGAGACUGUGGGGUGAUGUUUGGCGGGGCAUCACUAAUACUUACUACACCUUAUUCAUGCUUUUGGAGAGUGAGGGUAAAAUUGACAGCACCAAUGAAAUGCAUCUCUGGGCACUGCAUUAUGUGUAUAUACCCAGAAUCAACAGAGAUCUGCUACUGUUUGUUAAUCAGUGGAACCACCACAAGCUACGAACUGCACGUUACAUGUCUCCCCACCAGAUCUUUAUUCGAGGAUGUCUCUUGCAGCUACAUCGAAACCAGACUGGUAUACAGGGAAUUCUUGGAGUAGAUGAGGAACCAGUUGAAGAAAUGAACACUCCCCCAGCUGCAGAAGUUGUUGUUCCUCCUGGUUCUCAUACUGUAUUCCACUGGCCAGAGGCUGUUGAGAUUCCUGCCAACCAAUUAAACCUCCAAGACAGACACAUGGAACAGCUUGUGAAGCUUGUCAACCCACUUGGUGGGAGGCGGGAUGAUUUAGGAACUGAUCUUCUGGAGCAAAAUAUUAACUUCCUUGAAAAUAUUGACAAUGACAGAGAGUAAUUUACUUAAAUACAAUUCAAAUAGAAACUAAGUUUUCAUUUUGCUUUGUAUUGUCAUUAAAAACCUGACAACCUUAAAGUGUUAGUUCACCAAACAAAUGGACAUUCUGUCAUCAUUUGCUCACGCUUGUUUCAUUUAAAACCUGUAUGACUUUCUUUCUUCUGCAGAACAUAAAAGAAGAUAUUUUGAAGUUGGUAACCAAACAUCAGUGGUACCCAUUCACUUCUAUUGUAUGGACAGAAAACCAAUGCAACUGAAUAGGUGCCAGUUACCAACAUUCUUCAAAAUAUAUAUUUUUUGUUCUGCGGAAGAUUGAAAUAAAAAAGAGGGCGAGUAAAUGAGGACAGAAUUUUCAUUUUUGGGUGAACUAUUACUUUAAGUUCUUAAUUUCAUUAAGAUCUUUUAUAAUGAGUAUUAAAAACAAAUCAAGUCAUUUAUUUGUGUAAAAUUACAUGACAUUGA
Messenger RNA from Triplophysa rosa, 2003 nucleotides. RefSeq lists its product as uncharacterized. NCBI's taxonomy places the organism in Eukaryota, Metazoa, Chordata, Actinopteri, Cypriniformes, Nemacheilidae. Gene Ontology annotation, molecular function: nucleic acid binding. Gene Ontology annotation, biological process: DNA integration. The record is from RefSeq and is a predicted model, not a curated record. Bases 405 to 1541 code for a protein of 378 amino acids. The transcript is spliced from 4 exons.